Fundulus heteroclitus (mummichog) is the source of this 5347-nucleotide messenger RNA. It is a transcript of the gene bcl9l, whose product is annotated as bcl9 like. The record is from RefSeq and is a predicted model, not a curated record. Lineage: Eukaryota; Metazoa; Chordata; Actinopteri; Cyprinodontiformes; Fundulidae. Gene Ontology annotation, cellular component: beta-catenin-TCF complex. The transcript has 9 exons. Bases 548 to 4888 code for a protein of 1446 amino acids. Gene Ontology annotation, molecular function: transcription coactivator activity; beta-catenin binding. Gene Ontology annotation, biological process: negative regulation of transforming growth factor beta receptor signaling pathway; positive regulation of transcription by RNA polymerase II; canonical Wnt signaling pathway.
GCCACCCUGAUUAUUGUCAGCGCCUGGGAGCCAUACGGACGCGUCCUGCCCUUCCACGGCUUCAACACUGGGAGUCAUGAACCGCUGCAAGGUGACGCGUCCGCUGAUUUCCAGCGAAACUUCAGCGCAGACAUGCCGAUAUUAUUAAUCACCAACUAGCGGCUGGGCGCCAACAGCGAGCAGCAGCUUCCUUUUUCUUUUCUUUUUUUUUAUAUUUCUCCCACCCACCCGACCUAACGACGGGAUCGGGACCAUCUUUUGCGCAGUGAUACCGACGGCGGAGCGAGCGAGCGAGCGGCGGCGGCCACUCCGGGGAGCGUGGACUGGACCCGGGGGCCGUGUCAGUCCCGACACCAUCGGCCUCCUUCAGAUCCCAGACGGCCGCCGGAAUGGGGUGUGUGCGCGGCCAGUGAGGCGCCCUGCAGAGCAACAUGGCAGUAUGUCAGCUGAGCGUCUAGGUGACAUGAGUGUUGCCAGUGAGCGAUGUGAGCUCCACUGACGGGCGCCGCAGCUCUCUCCUCACCGAGCGUCCACCUCGACCAUUCAGAUGCACAUGGACAAUAAAGUGGCCAACCAUGGCAAGCAGGUCAGCAGCGACGGCCGGCCCCAGAUGCCGGGCGUGCCGCAGGGAGCCGCGGCGCUCCCGAGCUCGAAGGGAGGCGUCCCCGGGAUCCACGCGGCCAAAUCCGGCCAGGUCUCCCACGGCAACCCAGGCCCAAAGGUCGCAGGCCAGUCGGCGAGCGGAGGGAUGCUGAAAACCAAAUCCAAGCGGGACCGGAGCGUCCCCGUCGAGUCCGGCGAACCCAGGGGUGUCGUUCCGACUCCGGCGCUGGAGCCAGAAGCCAAAGGGGAGGGUGUUAUGCGCAGCAAACGGCGUUGUGUUCUGACCAAGAAACAGCCUUACAGUGGAGACGAAUGGUGCUCUGGACCAGACACGGACGACGAAGACAGGCCGCACACCGGCUCCCAGCGUCCUACCCAGGGACACUCUGAUCGCCUGCCUGCCGGACUCAUGCCUGAAUCCGGAUCUGCGGUUCUGGGAUCAGGGCAAGGGCUGAAGGCGGAGCUGCUGCAGCCUUCGCAGCAGCUGGUCUAUGUUUUCACUACCAGCCUCGCCAACAGUGCUGCUGAGGCAGUGAUGAAAGGGCAGAGUGACUCCAUCCUCCUGUUUCACCAGCAAAAUGUUCCAAACUCCAAGUUGGAGCAGGGCUACCCGCAAGGAAAGCUUCCUAAUCCCCCCGAGAAGGUCAGCUCCAGCUGCUCUCCGCUAACUGGAACCCCUAAAUCCCAAAGUGGAACCCCACGGCCAGCCUCAGCCGGAGUGGGAGGUCCGUUGCCUCCGGCGGGGGCGCCGUCGUCGUCGUCUGGACAUUCUGACAGCGAGUCCGGUCAGGCCAGACCUGGCGGAGCUCCCAGCAGCAACAACGGCGCCCCCCAAAGGACAGACGGAGGACUCAAAGCUGCGCCUGCAGGCUCAGAUCCUGGCAGCAGAGACGCUACGGGGGCAAUGGGUCUCCCGGGUGCAGCUCUGUCCCCAUCUGGAAGUUCUAGCAUCCUGUCUGCUCAUCUCCAGAGCGAUGCGGUCCAGAGGAGUGGCGGCGGGAACAUAGACUGUCUUUCCAAAGAGCAGCUCGAACACAGAGAGCGCUCUUUACAGACUCUGAGAGACAUAGAGAGACUUUUCCUGCGCACUGGAGACCCAGGGGGCUCAACCGGCGGUCCUAAUAACCCACCCAAUUUAAAUAAUAAUACUGAGAGGAGUGGUACUGAGGACUCUGAGAUUGGUACGAACACCCCUGGGAAUUGUGGGAGUGGUGGCAUGUUGCCUUCAGCUCCCCUGGGGGCGAUGAAAAAGUAUGAGGAGCCCCUCCAGUCCAUGAUUUCCCAAACGCAGUCCCUUGGCGGGCCCGUCCUCGACAACCCCCACAUAGACUCUCACCACAACCACCCGCAUCACCAGAUGCCCUCACCUGGAGACCCAAUGGGCCCCGUGAUGGGCCUGGAGGGGCUCACGCGGGAGCAAAUGGCCUGGAGGAAGCUUAAAGAAGAAUACUACCAGGAAAAGAGGCGGCAGCAGGAGAUUGAGCACCCGGGGCCCCCGCAGCACUUUAGAAUGAUUCCUGAGGUGGGCCCCAUGAUGAUGAGAGGUCCCCCACCUCCCUACCACAGCAAGCUUGGAGACCAGCAAUGGGGUCCUGGCAAUAUGAUGCGAAGGGGCGUUGGUGGAAAUGGGAAGGUCUUUGACCUGCACCAAGAGGGUCCGCGUGGCCCUCGCUUCCUCGGUCAGAUCCAGAGGGGGCAGCCCGGAGGAGGGGGCUUCCCUGGCUCAAUAGAGGGUCUGGGGCCUCAGCGGCCCAUCCGUCCUGGGAUGAUAUGGCUGGAAGACAUGCCUAACAACAUCGGCGGUGGUGGGGGGGGCUUUCAUGGCUGUUACCCUGGCGGAGCUUCCCAACAUUUCCAGGACGACUCCGAGCUCUUAACGCGCGAGGAAAUGUUCCGGAUCAUGGAGAAACGACAGAUGCAGGUCUCCAGGUUUGAAAUGGACAGAUUGGCGAAGCAGCAGCAGCACCAGGGAAACAUGGGGCCCAGAAUAAUCGACGGUUUUGGGGGCCCGGACUUUCCCAACCUGGGAAUGGGCCGAGGCCCGCCCUCCGGUCGGGUUGAUCCCAUGGACUUUCCUGGUUCAAGGGAGAUGAUGGGGUCUCCUGGAGAAUGUCAUCCCAUGAGAGACUUGGUUGAUUCCCCUUUAGGGAGCAACAUGCCGAUGGGCGUGAACCCACACAUGAACCUUCAGCAGCAGCAGAUGAUGUUGUCACAGAGGCUCAGAGGGGGUCCUGCAGGUGGAGGCCCCCUAGGUGACAUGUUUGGACCUGGAGAAAUAAGUGCUUCACAAAGUGGAAGGAGUGGGAAUAAGGGAAUGAUGCCAGGGCCCGAUGGCCCCUACCAGUUUCCUGGCCAAGGCACCUUCUCUGGAGGUCAGGUGGACGGGCCUUUUCUUCAGCAGCCUGGCCCCGAGAUGUUCGGACCUGACCAACCUGGACCCAAUCAACUUGGAGCUACGUCGCGGCUCAGCCAUAUGCCUCAGACCGAAGGCCUUCGGGGAGCAGAUCUCGGUCCCAGGAGCGGCCCUGAAAUGUCGGUGAUCGUUAACCCCCUUACCUCUCCAUCAGUGCCUCCUCCUCACCAGCUCAAGUCCCCGUCCCUCAAUCAAGAGCCAUCUCCUCUUUUGCCUUCUCCGUCUGCACCGGGCCUGAGGUCACCCCUCCCCUCCGCCGGGCACCACCCCGGUUUUCCCCCGGCGUCCGGCGCAGGAACUCCCUGCUCCUCCUCUCUGAAAUCCCCCCAGAUAAUGGGGUCUUCCAACCUCGGGUUGCACUCUCCAUCCGCGUCUCCGCGGCAGCUCAAGUCUCCCGCCAUGGCCGUGAGUUCUCCCGGGUGGACGUCGCCCAAAGCAGCUCUUCCAAGUCCAGGCGGUCCAACCAGUGGGAAGCCCAUCGGCAACGGAGGAGGUAGCUCCACUGAAACAGGUCAGCCCCAUCCCCCGAGAAGUUCCAGUUCAACGCCCCUCAGCCAGCCGGCUUCGAUAAAUGCCGCUCUGCCCUUCACUUCGUCCCCUGGUGCUCCGCCGUCUCAGAAUCCUUUAUCCCUCAUUAUGUCCCAGAUGUCCAAGUACGCCGUUCCCAGUUCUACGCCCCUCUACCACGAUGCAAUCAAAACAAUCGCCACCUCCGACGACGAGAUGCUGCCAGAUCGACCUCUGCUGUCCGGUGUCACUAUUGGAGGAAACAUGGGGAACGCCCAGAUGUCACAGAUACUUAAUUGUCAACAAAAUGACCCUCAAAGCCCAAUGGGACUGGUCAGCCAAGGUCAGCAGCACCUUUCCCAUGAUGCCUCGGGGCCUGAUCUGGGCAUGCCAGCCAUGAGUUCUGUCAUUAUGGGAGGAGGAGGAGGAGGAGGGGCCCCUGAUGGGAUGGGGCCCAGCGGUGCGUCGCCGUUAUCGGCGGGUUUCCCCCGCAUGCAGCCGCCGUCACACGGGCCCAUGCACUCCCCGAUCGGAGGCAUGCCCCAGAACUUCCCUCAGUCUAACGACGACAUUCUGCCGCAUCAGCAGUUGCAGAUGCUCAACAAAGGCCAUCAUCACCAACGCGCGCCUCACCCGUCUGACUCCUUCCCGCCUCUCCCUCUGGGCGACGGGCCGGACUUGAGCGAGGUGAUACGACCCACUCACUCGGGAAUCCCCGAGUUCGAUCUGUCCCGCAUCAUUCCCUCCGACAAGCCCAGCAGCACUCUCCAGUACUUCCCCAAGAGCGAGCCGCACCAGAAUCCGCACCACGGCCCCCGCUCCCAGCAGCACGCCCCACAGCAGCUCCUCAAGCAGCUGUCCUCCUCGGGCCCCCAGCACGGCGGCGGCCCCUCGUGCAACCCGCAUCUAGCCAGCCUGCAGAGCAUGGCCGAGCAGCAGCUGCCGCCUCACCCGUCCCACGGAGGAAUCCGACAAAGCAUCGGCGUUCCUCAGGGCGGGUCCAGGGCUAUGAUGUCUGGCAUGUGUCCCCCCGGACACAUGAUGGGAAGGACAGGAAUGAUGCCGCAGCAGCAACAGCAAGCCAUGAUGGCCAAUAAUCUCCUGCACCAUCCCUCGGGCCCAUACCCCGGCAUGAUGCCGCCCCAGCCGCACAACCUGAUGACGCAGCAGAACAUCAUGAUGAUGCAGGCUAAGCAGAGAAGCAUGUCGAUUCCAGGGGAGCCGUUCGGACACCAGGGACCCAUGGUGGGGCCCCCCCACCCUCAGGCCGGCAUGAUGGGCCAGCAGCCUCUCAGGCAGCGGGGAAUGUCUCUGGACAGUCCGAUCGGCUACGGCUCCGGCGGCAUGGCCAAUAUGCCUUUCUGACCCGGCUUCAGAUUUACCCCCCCACCCCCAAAAAGUCCAGUUUUCGUUUACCGUCGUUCCCGUAUGUGUUUUGAGUGAUGAUCUCCGCGUUUUGGGCUGAAGCCGAUUUUAAGAAAUGUAAAAUUUAAAAGCACUGUAACACUGUUCAAUAAAUUUAAAGCCAUUUUCUAAAAAAAGAAAAGGAAAAAAGAAAUACUGUAAAUUGUGUAAAUUUCAACAAAAUCUGUGUAUUUGCUUGGUGACGGUUUCAAGAGGAGGAGUGCCUCAAAUUUCUAUUUGUUUUAAUAUCGUUGAUUUGUUUUUUUCUCCAAUUAGAGAAAAAACUGUUGUGGAAAUAAAUUAUAUAUAAAUAUAUAAUAUAUACUUGCUGUAUAUAAGAUGCAAUUUGUGAUUGUUUGCAGUUGUUCUGUCUGUGUUUUAAUAGUAGUCUACAAAUAGAAUAAUAAUCUCUGGAGUUGA